CCAGGACGACAUCUCUAUUUGGUGAUUGUGUUGCUGUGUGGUGUCGCCCUGUUCGUUGUUCUGGUCACCACCUUGGUCGUUGCCCCCGGGGUCGCAUCGGGUGGCCCAGGCUUCUUUCGUCAGGCCGUGAUCCGACCUGUUACGAGAUCUAGAGAGCAGCUCUUCGCUCUUUGGCCAGGACGACAUCUCACCUUGGUGGUUGCUCUUGUGGUCGCACCGGAGUGCCCAGGUGUAUUUCGUCGGAUCGUCAGUCGUCUUGUCCCGAGGAAACAGCUUGCUGUUGUCCGGGACACCAUGGGAAGAAAGCUACGACACCUGCUGAUAUUCCUUCUCAUCAUCCUGAAGGAGCCCAACAUGUCAGAAGCUGGUUGCAGCUGUGCAUCAUCACGCUGCGUAUUUGCACAUCUACCAAAGCUUGAAAUAUUGGACCUGGAAAACAACCAGAUUAUAAAGAUCCAUGCAAAUACUUUCGCAAAUUUACUCCAGCUACAAGAGUUGCACCUGGGCUGA
Molecule: messenger RNA, 510 nt
Organism: Branchiostoma floridae (Florida lancelet)
Lineage: Eukaryota; Metazoa; Chordata; Leptocardii; Amphioxiformes; Branchiostomatidae
Exons: 4
Molecular function (GO): protein binding
Source: RefSeq, a predicted model, not a curated record